Xenopus tropicalis (tropical clawed frog) is the source of this 3782-nucleotide messenger RNA. RefSeq names its product adhesion molecule with Ig-like domain 2 (gene amigo2). The record is from RefSeq and is a predicted model, not a curated record. The transcript is spliced from 2 exons. Lineage: Eukaryota; Metazoa; Chordata; Amphibia; Anura; Pipidae. Bases 523 to 2079 code for a protein of 518 amino acids. Gene Ontology annotation, cellular component: membrane.
AGUAUGGAAUAUACAAGCUAGGGGGAUGGGCUCUGGAGCCUGUAGACACAGCCAGCAUCUGGGAUGUCUGUGCCCUCAUCCGUCAGCUUGUGUUUCUCUGUGUGCUGCUGGCAGCCAAUCACAUUACACAGGUAACCAGAGGCUGGGCAUGCUUGGAGCUGAGAAAAUCCUCCCGUCUGUUCCAUGCAAGAAACCAUCAUUAGACCGGGAAGAUUGAGCACGCAGCUAGCAAACCUGUCUCUAUUCUCUCGACCUGCUCAACUUCAGAGGGAGGAUGAAAAACUCUUCCUCCAGUAAGGCAAGAAGACAAUGAAGAAGGGACAGAGCGCUUUAUUAUACCAUUCUCUUGCUGAAAACAACAAACCUUUAAUUCAAUAGCCUGCUGUGAAUGCCAAUCAAGCAGGAAUAAUUCUUCUAGAGUAUUGGUGUUCUGCCGGUGACCCCUGUAAUAUUUUCAACCAGUCUAAGUACAUGAAUAUUGUGUGGCAACAAGUGCUGGAAGGAGGCUGAGAGGAAGCCAUUAUGUCUCUCUAUUGUCGUUCCUCGUCAACAAAACUUACAAUUAACAAAACAAACUGGAAAGAUAUAGCGUAUGUAUUACUGUUGUUAAUAAGCAUCUUUCACGGUGCUUCAGGGACAUGUCCUCCAGUUUGUAUAUGUGCCAGCGACAUAGUGAGUUGCACUAACAAGAACUUAUCUGUCGUACCCAGGACACAUUUCAAAUUUAUACGAAAACUGGAUUUAAGCUACAAUAAAAUUGGAUUUUUGGACCCAGACUGGUUUCCAUUUUUGCUUGAGAAAUUGGACACUUUAAUAUUAAACCAUAACACUGUUAGCAGCAUCUCUACUGGAAGCUUCUCCACCAUUCCAAAUGUAAGGUACCUUGAUUUAUCAUCAAACAACCUGAGAACACUAAGUAAUCCUGUUUUUCAAGAACUAAAAAUGCUGGAAGUCCUUUUGCUUUAUAACAAUCAGCUCACACAUAUUGACUCUGGUGCCUUUGGGGGACUACACAAAUUGCAGAAAUUAUACUUAAGUGGCAAUGUUCUGACACAGUUCCCUGUGGAUUUAUUUGUUGGGAGGAGCAAGCUUACAGAACUGGUACUCUUGGACAUGUCCUACAAUAAAAUUCAAGUUGUACCUGUCCAGCAAAUUAGCUUAAUUCCUGCCAGGCAACUUAGUGGAAUAUACAUUCAUGAAAAUACUUUUGUCUGUGACUGUGCUUUAAAUUCAAUGUUAAAUUUUUGGUAUCAUAGACACUUUAGCCCUGUAGUGGAUUUUAAAAAUGAUUAUAGUUGUAUUUUGUCAUCAGAUCUUAAGACCAAAUUGCUGCUUAUUCAAGAGAGCUUUCUAAAUUGCUCUGAGAACACUGUGAAUGAAUCUUUCCAUGCUUAUGGCUUUUUGUAUGAGGCUCAGGUUGGGGAAAGGCUGGUUGUGCAUUGUGACAGUAAAAUAAUUGAUGCUGGCACUCAGUUCAUCUGGGUGAGUCCUGACAACAGAACACUGGAACCAGAUAUCAAAACUGAUCAUUUUCAUGUGUUUUACAAUGGAAGUCUAGAAAUUGAAGAUGCACAAAUAGGGGAUUCUGGGGUUUACUCGUGUAUUGCAAUAAAUAAGAAGAGUCUGCUUAAUGAAACCAUAGACAUUCGAAUUACUGUGAGCAAUUUCACAACAAACAAAUCUCAGUCUCAUGAAGCAUUUAACACAGCUUUUACUACACUUGCUGCUUGCGUGGUCAGCAUAGUUCUGGUGCUUCUGUACCUUUAUCUCACACCCUGUAGGUGUUGGUGUAAAUCAAAAAAGAAGAAAAGGAAACCCAAUCAAAGCAGUGCUCAUUCCUCAAUCUUAAGCACCACACCAUCGCAUGAUCCCACAAAUGAACGCAAGUCCAGUACUGGCAAGCGGGUGGUGUUUUUAGAGCCAGUCAAAGAAACAGAACAAGGACAGAAUGGAAAAGUAAGGCUAAUACAAACAGAAAAUCUCACUGCAGAAAGCAUUUUAAAGACCACACGCUCAAAAUUAGACUCAGAUUCUAUCAGUUCGGUUUUCUCUGAUGCUCCUUUUAUUGCAUCUGUGUAACAAUCUGCCUGCCUUUGCUCAUUAAACUUACAGGAGGGCUGAACUCUUGGGAUUCUUAAGGCAACAGCAACAAUUCACUGAAAGUAAACAUCUAACAUUAAAUCUUUCUAUUGGGUGGGUUAUGAAAGCUGAUAAGGUUAUUGAAAUGAAAGGAAAUGAAUGUAAUAUAAUUUCACUAACUAAAAGCACAUAGAUACUAUAGUUAAUUCAGGAAUUACCUUUACAGUAGCAAUCUGUAUUCUCUGGCCAUCUCUCUUUCUUACAUUCAGUACAAAGCCUUCCGUUAUAGGGAGGCCAGUUCUUAUUCUCUCACUCUGGGAAUUAUUGUGAUAGUACCUACCUAGAAUUGAGCAGCACUUCUCUAUAGGAAAAGGUUCUGUCUUUAAUAUUAUUUAUAUAACCCUGAACCUUACAUAUAAAAAUAUAAAAUUGUUAUGGAUGUGACAUACUAAUGCCUAGACUUAACUUUAUAUAACCAAUUAUCACUUUGGGCCUUUAAUUUAUUAAGUUACAGAGAGUUGCAUUGUAGACCAAUGUAUUGCCGGUCACUGGCUGUGAAGAUGUUAAAUUUACAAUAUUAACUGUGUUCUAAAAGAACCCUUUUAGCACUGUUAUGACUCUGUGUUCUAAGAGCUAAAGGCUAUUGGUAUUACUUUUUCUGUCACUAUCAUUAUCAGCUAUAAAGAAUAGUUUAAAAAAAAAGACAUAGUUUUGCCUUAACUAUUUUAUUUGUGUCUAGUUCAAGUAGGGGAUUAUAUUUUCUUAAUUAUUACCAAUUAUCUUUUUUGGUCUACACGUAUAAAAAUCAUUUGCUGUGCAAGUGGUUAUACCAAAUGUCCUAUUAGCAGUGGCAUAAACUUUUCUAAAUAAAGGUUGUACUGCUGGUUGGUAUUACUUACUUAGAAGCAAGAAUCAGUAUUCAAGACAAUUGUUCAUUUGUAACCAAGAAAAGGUUCAUACCAAUAUUUAGGUCAUUGUUGCAACCUUUCCUAUAAAUUUUGCACAAUCUCACUUACAUUGUAGUACCAAUAAUGCUUUAAAGCAAAUGUGAACAUGUGGAUGUUUUUGUUUAAUUAUGGGGUAACUUGCACUGAUCUCAGUAAAUUAAGCCAAAAUGGUAUUUUCAUUAUUGUGUGUAUUAUGGAUUUGACCAUAGGACCUUCAGACAGGAAAAGGAUUUGUUUGAACUGUGAAAAUCCAUGUUAUUCACAUAUAGACAUUUAGAAUGCAAUGCAUAAUUUAGUCAGAAUUUCACCUGCCAUUGUUAUAUAUUCAUAUUUAUGAACUGUUGAAUAUAUUAGCAUUUAUUCCUAAGAGAUGCUAUGUGUAUGGUAAUACACAUAAAAUAUUGUAAUGGUGAUCAAUAUAAAUGUUUUUGCUCAUUAAAUCCUGUAUAAAGGUGUACUGACCACAAAACAGGAUAUUCUCUAUUAAAAUCUAUCUAUAUAUUACUAUUUAGCAAUUCAUCAGUCAGGCCUAGUUUGCAUCCAUUCAAAUACAUUUAUAUUUUAAUAAUUCCACUUUAAUGAAUAUUUUUUUUUAUUAUUUCUUAUGAAAAAGUAAUGUAUUGUAAGCAACAUAAUGAAUUGUGGAUAGCAAAAAAAAAAAGUAUCAGUAAUAUUAAAGUAGAAUACAAGACAUGGCAUUAGAUUGUUUAGUAGGAACUAUAUUAGCUAAUAAAAGUUAACAGUUAAAGUAUUGAA